ACGACAUAAACAGAUGUGUGCAGGUUGCUUGAUUGACAUAGUAAUUAGUUGCUGGAAUCCAUUCAGUUCAAAAUAAUCGAUUGAUAUUUUCCAUUCUGAGCGGUUACUCGUUAAAAACAGGUACCUGUGCUCUAAUAGAUUAUUUACAUUGAGAUUGAAUACAAAUAGAGUGCAGUAGAAUGUAAAAAUCAUAUCAUAAGUCACUCAAACCAUCAAAAAUCAGUUAUUUGAAACAUGUUUUGAAGACUGUAUUUUUUUAUUUCUGAGUGUACUUAUUAUGAGCACGAUAAGAAUUAAUUUGCAAUCAGUUGUUGAAUAUCCUUUACAAUAUCAUUUGUCGAAGCUGCUGAUAGUUUACAAGUGUCAACGGUCAACAUCAGAGAAAACCGAAUUCCCGUCAGUCCAUGGAAAACUGAAGGUGGAUCCGUACCAAAAGAUAGUUUUAUGAAAAGGUGGUAAAACAGAGCACUACACUAACAGAAACAAAAGGUGAUAAAAAAAAAGCACUACACUGACAAAAACAAAAGAAAUUUGAGUGAAACCACAAAAGAUCAGACAAAAUGUCGGAGGAUGAAGAUCUAUUCACCAUGAAUGGUGAAAAGAAAAAUCUCAUUGAAGGCAGCACAAGCGACUUGCACGAAAAGUCUCAAAAGACAUCAAACUUCCAGAGUUUAAUGCAUCUCUUGAAAGUAAGCAUUGGAACAGGAAUUCUUGGCCUACCUGUUGCAGUGAUGAAUGCUGGGAUUGUUGUUGGUCCCUUGUCUCUAUUCAUCGUGGCAAUCAUCACUACCCAUUGUAUGCUAAUAUUGGUGGACAGUGCAAGACAGCUUAGUAAAGAAAGUAAACGCAAGCCAUUAGAUUAUGGGGACACUGCUGAGGAAUGUUUUCGUCUGGUGACUCCAUCGUACGCAAAAGCUGGAAGGUACAUCGUCAAUAUUGUGCUGUGCGUAACGCAAAUUGGUGUUUGCACAGUUUAUGUACUAUUCGUGGCAAAGAACAUUGAGCAGGUGCUCAGGCAACUUCAUAUCGCAAACUUCUCCGUGACAACGUGGAUUCUAAUAUUGUGUCCGUUUCUGAUAUUAUUCAUUAUGAUUCGUAAUCUAUCGUCGCUGGCAUGGUUAUCGACAAGCGCAAACAUUCUGAUGACCUUUGCAGUUCUCUCCAUAUUCGUCCAUUUGAUACCAAACUCCGGGAAUCCAAGCAAACUACCAACGUUUGCCGGUUGGUCAGUCUUCCCUCUGUUUUUCGGGGUGGCAGUGUUUGCAUUUGAAGCAAUACCAAUCAUUCUUCCGCUUGAAAAUGAAAUGAGAGAACCGAAGCACUUUUCAUCAGUUGUCAUGUUUGGAAUGACAAUAGUGAUGAUUGUCUACAUAUCCAUGGGAACAUUCGGUUAUCUAACUUGCACUGAUCAUUGCGAAGGAAGCAUCACCCUAAAUCUACCUGGAACAGCGUUUUUCUCGAUCGUAAAACUGGCCGUAGCAAUUUCGGUGUUCUUCUCCUACUUUAUACAAGCGUACGUUCCAUUGAAGAUCAUCGAGCAAUCUACUUUAGAAAAGAUUCCGGAAAACAGAGUUCUAAUAUUUGACAUAACAAUUCGAAUCAUCUUAGUCCUUUUCACAUGUGGCCUGGCAGGGGCGGUUCCCCAGCUACACAACAUCAUCUCCUUGGUUGGUGCACUGAGCAUGUCCCUACUUGGUUUCGUGUUUCCGGUUGCAAUCCACUCAAUAACAUUUUAUGACAAACUGUCGUGGAUAGUACAUGCCAAAAAUAUUUUCAUAUUUGUCUUUGGAGUAUUGGGUUGCCUUGCUGGCACAUACACAGCAACGUAUCAUAUCAUUCAAACAAUGAAACAGUCGAGUGAAUGACCUAUUUUCGUGCACCUACACUCAGGCCAAUAAGGGAAUAAAAACAGGCAAAACUGAAAAGAAUUUACAUCAUUGCAUGCAUCGUAUAGAAAUGCUUUGCAGGAUGCAAAACAUUUUCCUCUAACAUGGGUACACCACGCGAUAAGCAAAACCAAAAAAUAAGUUUGGAUGCACGAGGACUAUCGUUCGCAUAGCUAUAUUUAUCACGACUGAUCACGACUGAUCACGACUGAUAACGACCGACGUUCGGGAGUUAUUUAGAGCCACAAGCAGUAUGUGCAUCACGUUUAUAGCUAUGAUCAUGCAAGUUUCAUUGAUCUAUCGCAGUUAUAAAAUACGGCUGCUACGAGCUAAGAAAUACUACACAAACAUAUUAAUAGAAAAGCUAGACAUGCUUAAUAAUUAUGAGGUUUUCGGUAAGAUAUAGUCAAAAAAUGACCCACUUCACAAAUAAUCAUUUAUGUUAAGCAUAAUGAUUUAUAGUACUUGCUAAUCAGAUUAAAGCUCUGACCCCCAGGAAAACUAAAACAUAAUAUAGUGUUGUACAAGGGCCGCCAUCAGCUGGAUAAUUGAGAAGAGAGGGAGUCAUUUCAAUUAUGCUUGUCUUGCCAUAUUCAAUUUCUUUGAAAUCAAUCCUUUCUUAGAGAUUGCUAAACGCACAUAUAAAUAUUCCCUCUCCCACCACUCAAUUAUUGAAUUCGCGACGCAAGUGGUCUAGCAUACCACGUCGUUGGCAAUUUUGAGGAAAUAGUGGAAGACCGUUAAGAUUGAGAAAAAGUUAUUAAGCAUGAAUCGUUGCAAAGUGAGUUCUAAAUUGUAAAUAUGCGUGGGUAAAAACUGAAACUGAAAAUACGGCUAAGAAUUUACAGAAACUGAAAAUACGGCUAAGAAUUUACAGAAGACAUGAGUUACGAUACUUUAAUCCACGACCUCGCUCUUUACGCAGCUAAUAAAUUCAUCCCAUAUACCACUUGUCUCGUUUUUUGCCUAAAAUAUAAAGAUUGAAUCAUUAGGUAGGGUCAACAUAUUGUAGCAAGCGUGCAGUUGGACAUUUUUAUUUUUACUCAUUCGUCAACUGCUCGGUACCAGGAUUGCCCCUUUUGAGAAAAUUUUGGUGAAUAAAACGAGACUUUCGUGCAUCUAGGCUAGGGUAAAACGUCAAACGUUGUUCGACAGCAAAACGAAAAAUAGGUACACGAUUACGCACAUGUGGGCUCCCUAGCCGGUGAAACCUCUGACCAUAAGUAGAUUUAAUAAAAUAUAGUUGAAAUAACAUCAUACAUAGUGUAUAACAAUGUGUCCUCUCGGCUAUCACCAUAGUGCAAUGGUGACUGUUGCAGAAAAAAACUUUCUUGAAAUUGAUAAAUGUGUUUUGUGCUCUCUGUUUAACGAAAUGACGCGGUAAUUUUGCAACUCUUUAUGUAUUCGCCGAACGCCCUUACAUAGAUUGCAAGUCACGUGACUGUGCUUAAAUCGUGAAGUGUCCAUAAGAUUUCUCACAAAUUCUAUUACGACAAAUACAUUUUUAUUUUUUAUUUUCAUAUCGUUAUAAACUUCUGUGUCAAAACAGUUGUCUGACGUGUGUAAGUUGUUCACUGAAAAGAUAAAUCAGCACGCUUAUAACAUGUACAUUUACACAUACACAAUUCGUAUAACUACAUUUCCGACGAUUUUGUGCAAAUAAUGAUUCAUCUUUGAAAGCAAAGGCCACCCACGUUACAAGUUUCCUCAUCAUAAUUUGACUCGCAUCAUGUUUUAUUGUCAUUUUCACGUUAACACAGACAAUAUUUGCGUUUUGCCUUUCACAACAAGUUACUGUAAUUGGGUGAGGAUAAAAAGCGGAACGAGAUGCAGGACGGAAUGGCGGAAGCAGAACCGCAAAUGGGGAUAAAACGCGGAUUCCGCAUAUUGGAGCACAAAACGAUAACGGAGUCUAUAAAGCCAUUAAUGGUCAAGUUCAUGUGCAAGUUCAACGUGCAUUUCGAAUUAUCUGUCCGGACAUAAAUUACACAGAAGCUAUGGAGAAGUUAAAUAUUCUAUCUGUAUACAAUCGUAGACAAUCACUGGUAUAUAUGUUAAUGAUAAAAAUCACAAAGUACAUAAAUUUUUACGGCCAUUGAGCCAUGGUGUACUGUUAAGAAAUAGCUUUAGGUUUUAUUCUCCUAUACGUCAGACGAAAGGAUUUAAAAACACUUAAAUUAUAAAAAAAUCUGGAACAUAUAGAGUACGAGUUUAGUUUUUUAAAUUCCUUGUAUAUUAAGUCAUAACAUUGCCUGUUGUUCUAAUGUGACGACUAAUUUCAUUUUAGAUUUUUGUAUUUAUGCUAUACAUAAUUCAGCUUGUACGGCUGCAAAGUAAAAUAAAUAAAUUUGAGAUGAAUAAA
Molecule: messenger RNA, 4248 nt
Organism: Xenia sp. Carnegie-2017
Lineage: Eukaryota; Metazoa; Cnidaria; Anthozoa; Malacalcyonacea; Xeniidae
Product: proton-coupled amino acid transporter 3-like
Exons: 10
Coding region: 561-1865 (434 amino acids)
Biological process (GO): amino acid transmembrane transport
Cellular component (GO): vacuolar membrane
Molecular function (GO): amino acid transmembrane transporter activity
Source: RefSeq, a predicted model, not a curated record